Molecule: messenger RNA, 198 nt
Organism: Amoebophrya sp. A25
Lineage: Eukaryota; Dinophyceae; Syndiniales; Amoebophryaceae
Source: the annotation of a GenBank genome assembly
GCAGUGAUAAGGGGACGCAGACUACGCCUACUGCUUCACCAGGAGUUGAAGAAGGUAGAUCUCGUGAAUCACAGCAUGAAGAAGAGAAAAAAGGAUUGGAGUGUGAUCUCUGCCUGGAAGACUGUUUGGUGCCCUGUGCGUUUGACACUGAAGAGGAGUUUGAGGCAGCGGUUGGAGAAAAACAGCGUGAAAUUAUGA